Messenger RNA from Arachis stenosperma, 405 nucleotides. RefSeq lists its product as uncharacterized. Bases 1 to 405 code for a protein of 134 amino acids. The record is from RefSeq and is a predicted model, not a curated record. The transcript has a single exon. Lineage: Eukaryota; Viridiplantae; Streptophyta; Magnoliopsida; Fabales; Fabaceae.
AUGUCAAGAAAACACAAAAGGGGGUACUUUAGUCCUGACGUUAAUGAGCAACAACCAAUUACCAUCUUUCUCAACCACGGUGGUGGCGAUAGAAGCAGUGGCGGCGGUGGAAGGAUUAUUGGAAGAAACAAAAAGAGGAUCAUUGAAAGUUUUACGUUGCCAAAAGACUCAACAAUGUCUACUCCUGUGAGGUUCCUUAUACAGAUUGGGACAAAGGUGGCAAGUGCUAUAAGAGAUGUUUCUAUGAGGAGGAGAUCCUCAAGAAAAGUUUCUUCUUCUUCUUCUUCCACUUUGGUGAGAUCAUACUCAGUAUCAGAUCACACUACUGAUUCGCAUCGAGCUGAAGCUGUGGAAGAUUGCAUUGAGUUCUUGCAUUCUUCUUCAACUAGGGAAAGACCAAGUUGA